Molecule: messenger RNA, 2550 nt
Organism: Echinococcus granulosus
Lineage: Eukaryota; Metazoa; Platyhelminthes; Cestoda; Cyclophyllidea; Taeniidae
Product: Pre-rRNA-processing protein TSR1
Exons: 10
Coding region: 1-2550 (849 amino acids)
Biological process (GO): ribosome biogenesis; maturation of SSU-rRNA from tricistronic rRNA transcript (SSU-rRNA, 5.8S rRNA, LSU-rRNA); endonucleolytic cleavage of tricistronic rRNA transcript (SSU-rRNA, 5.8S rRNA, LSU-rRNA)
Cellular component (GO): preribosome, small subunit precursor
Molecular function (GO): U3 snoRNA binding; GTPase activity; GTP binding
Source: RefSeq, a predicted model, not a curated record
AUGGGUCUUCAACGGCAUGUUAGCGGAAGUCUGAAGCAAACCAAUAAAAGGCACAAGGGAGGAAGAAAAAGGUCUGUUUCCAUUAAUUCCAACAGUGGAUUGGGGGUCUCAAAGAGAGCGCUCUCGAGAAGGUCCAGAAAGCUUCUUGCUAAGCAGCAGCGGCUGCAUAAGACAAAAGUGAUUUUGGCAGCUCAAAAGCAAACAGAGGUACCAAUUACGUGCUUCUUACUGCCGCUGUCCAGCAGUAUCGACUUGUCACUAGCAAAAGUGAUGCUUGCUAAAGGUGAUCCAAAAGCAAUUAAACACGGAAUAUUUGAUAUUGAUUCACUGAAGUACUCACACAAGGCAGACUAUCUUUAUGCCUCUACCAUCAAAAAGCCCUUCUGUUUCGUUAGUGGGAAUUACGGCGACCUCUUUGGAUGCCUAGAUCUUGCACGCAUUGCAGACUGGAUUAUAUUUUUUCUCCCAGGAGAUAUGUCAAAAAUUGACCCCGAUUUUUACUCGGAAUUAAUGUCAGCGCUCUAUUCACAGGGUCUCCCGCCUUCAGUUUUCGUUGUUAUGUCGAAUAUUUCGGAUAGAAAAGAACUUCUUUCUAUGAUUCAGACGAAGUUUUCAGUCAGCGAUGGUAAAGUGCGCGCUUUGAACUCGACUGGCGAUGCGCAAAGUCUCCUUCGCUUCCUCUCACAGUCGCAGAAGAAACCUACGCUUUCGACAGCUAAUAGCUAUCUGGUAACAAAAAAUGCACUGACAGCUGGAACUGCUGCUACACGCCUUCGUAGUGGGAUGCUGGUGGAGGCGAUUAGCGUUAUGCCACAUGAAGAAAAUGAGGGUGAAGUCUACUUGCGUUUGGAAGGAUUACUUCGUGGAUGGGAUCUGCCACUCUUUGACCUUGUAACAUUCUUCGCUGACCAACGGCGCGCAGGCUGCCCCCACAUGCACAUAACUGGAUGGGGUGAUUUUCCACUAAGAUCGGCCACCUGGACUGAGUACAAGCCCAAUAGGAAGCUUCACCAGCCACCUCCACGGUCUUUCAACUGGAGGGCCACAUCUGGACCGGACGAAUAUCUGGCUGAUGCGCUCAGCACUGCGUGGAAUAAUUUGCAAUUAAGUGAUGAUGAGGAUUAUGCAGAAUUGGGCGAAUCUGAUAAAGAUGAGGAUCGUAUGGUGGUUGAUGAUGUGGAGGGGGAUGAGGAGGCCAAGGUUGAGUAUACACCUUCGGAUUCUGACAAUGAGUCAAUUUAUUUCGACGCCAUCGACGGUGAGGCUGCAUCAAGUAAGGUGGUCUCCUUCAACACUGAAUCAAUCGUUACUGCGAUUCCCGCCUCCAAACCUAAAACCGUGGCAGAAAAAAUCAAGGCAGCCAAAACCGAACUUCAAUUUCCUGACGAGGUGGAAACACCCUUUGAUGUACCUGCGAGAGAACGUUUUACAAAAUAUAGAGGUCUCCCCAGUUUCAGUAAGUGCACAUGGCCAACGAAUAACGAUACCACUCUUCCUUAUGAAUACGGCAAAAUAUUCAGAUUUGAAAACUAUACUCACAAUCGCAGAACCCUAAUUAAGCACACAUUGAGAUUAUUAAGACAGCUUGCCUCGGAGACGACCAGUGAGCCUACCUUUAUUCCGUCGGGAUCUAUCACGAGCCUCACCUUGGGUCCUGUGCCUCAGACGCUUGGUGCAGCGGUGAUAGAACUCCACACAGAUCGUAAUCAGUCUCGGCCUCUUACUGUGUGGUCUCUGCUGCCUUAUGAACGGUGCAUGUCCGUGCUACAUUUGACCAUGCAUAAACGCCAACCGGAAUUCGAAUCAGCGACGGAUGAAGACGCUAAAGGUGAUAAAUUUGACCCCGAUCCCAUCAUGGCAAAGGAACCCAUGCUAUUCCAGGUGGGCAUCCGACGUUUCACAGCUUCGCCCAUCUAUUCUCAGACCAACAAGGCAGCUAACACAAACUCCAAGAUGGAGCACUUUUUCACCCUCAGUUCCUCACCCAUCGUCGCUACUAUGUACGCGCCAGUCGUCUACGCCCCGCAAACCGUUCUGCAGUUCCGUAUCGAACCUGCUAAGGAUAUUCCCAAAAUGGCAGUAAGUCGUUUGGUAGCCACCGGCUCUGUCCUCUCCGUCGAUCCCACAAGGGCCAUUGUCAAGCGCAUUCUCCUCUCAGGCCAUCCCUACAAAAUUAAUAAGCGAUCGGCCGUCGUUCGCUACAUGUUUCACACGCCAGAAGAUCCCAUUCAACUGUACACGAAAUCCGGAGCCGUGGGUCACAUAAAGCAGUCAGUGGGUACACACGGUCUGAUGAAGUGUCUGUUCGACCAUCAACUUAGCGCUUCUGACGUCGUCCUCAUGCCGCUCUACAAGCGCGUCUUCCCCAAAAUGAACUUCGAUCCCCAAGUAACACUGAAGGUUGCGGAGAUCAAUCCGGCUGGCCGAUCCGAGGCCAUCCAAAAAACACAACCUGUGGCGAGCAUCCUCAAGUCCGGGAGGCAUCAACAAGAAGCUGAAUUUAUGCGCAGCGUUAAAUUGACCCCUGAUGAAGAGGCCUUAUUUGCCUGA